CCCUGGGCAGAUGAUCACGUUGCCAACAGGACGAAGAUCUUGGAAAAGAUAGAAGUCGGAUUUGCGACGUCUUCCUGCACCUGAAGUACACCAGCAGGGUGAUGGAACCUCUUUCCAUCAGGAAAAUGGUCAAUGAGAUUCUAGCGAGGAUAGUCGGAGAUGACACGACAACGUGGCUGGAGCGCAUGAUGAUUGGAUGGACUUACAACGCCAGUAUCGCGUCCAGACUCUGCAGACCCGCAGAGGUGUUCUGCGACUUUGACGUGGCGCAAUGGAUGGAUGCCUUUGAUCCGGAGCCGUGCCCAUGCAGAUCGCGCAGAUACGCAGACAUGCGCAGCCCUGCCUCCUUGAAUCUACUCCAUUCCGAAGGGCACACGCACGUGAUCAUGAUCGACUCAUCGAUCACGGACAACCCUCUACUGCAGGGUAUCAUGAACUUAGGACUGAACCAGAUCCCCUACAUGGGCCUGGAUGUCGACGUGGCGGAAAAUGAGGUGGGCGAUUUCCUGGAUCGGCUCAUGGCGAGGGUAUUGGAACUGCGGGAGCUCACGGCGUCCUCACAGUCAUUUCUGCGGAGGGUGAUUUUGAGGAAGGCGAGGGCGAAGAUGUCUAAAUACAAGGAGCAACACAGACACGUUUCCGCGGAGCCAUUCGAGCAUCCUGCAGUAAAACGAGAGCUGAAAUUUCUUGUUGGGCACUUUCUCAUAUGUCCUACCGACACGGCGCCGAACACCCCGGCGUUCGUUUGUAAGAACUUUAUCCGAAAGCUCGCCUUCCAGAGGCUAUCCGGACUGGAGUUUGCGAGCAUCGCCGCCCCCCCAAACGCGGUGGUUGCGCGGAUACAGGGCGAGCUCUCGGCCUUCUUAGCACUACCAAUGGCACCUCUGGCGCUCCCGUACCUGAUGACGGUUUUCAAGGCACACAAGGGCGCAUUCCGGUGGAUCACGAACACAGUCGACACGGUCAUCUCACCGGCGGCGGACCUCUAUGCAUGCCUCCUGCGAUUCCUUCUUCCCCUCGUACAGACAUUCUGUCAGGAGAGAAGCCUGGAGAUGCAGGAACAGUAUGGGGUGAAGCCAAACCUGUGGUGGUCCAUUGCCUCGGUGGGGGAAUUCUGUGCAAACCUACCGGAAAGAAUCUUCUAGGUUUUCACAGCGGACAUCACCAAGUGCUUCGAAACAAUCCCCACGGACAACUUGGAGGACGGCCUACCUGCGGCGGUGAGAUUCUACGUGCAGAGUGCGA
Messenger RNA from Chara braunii, 1245 nucleotides. NCBI's taxonomy places the organism in Eukaryota, Viridiplantae, Streptophyta, Charophyceae, Charales, Characeae. The record is from the annotation of a GenBank genome assembly.